Cryptomeria japonica (Japanese cedar) is the source of this 1899-nucleotide messenger RNA. Its product is annotated as cell division control protein 6 homolog B-like. Gene Ontology annotation, biological process: mitotic DNA replication checkpoint signaling; DNA replication initiation; cell division. NCBI's taxonomy places the organism in Eukaryota, Viridiplantae, Streptophyta, Pinopsida, Cupressales, Cupressaceae. Gene Ontology annotation, cellular component: nucleus. Gene Ontology annotation, molecular function: ATP hydrolysis activity; DNA replication origin binding. The coding region runs from base 1 to 1701 and encodes 566 amino acids. The transcript has 17 exons. The record is from RefSeq and is a predicted model, not a curated record.
AUGACACCCAUAAGGUCAUCUAGGCUUAAUAGCCCACCAACUAUUUUUAACUCCGAUGGGCUAUUGCUGAAGCGAGAAAGCCCUUCACGGCAUUUGGAGGAGGAAUGCACCACACCCGACUCAAGGCGCUUGAGAGCAGAACUCGAAAUGUACAAGGGCCCUAGUAGAGUUCGUCGCAGUCUAAACAUGGAAGGAUCUGAAACUGAGGUUCUUUCGAAUAGUGAGAAAAUAAAAAAUAAAAAGAUUCCUUGCAAGAGCGCUCUUGGAAAGGAGAAUAAGCAGAACAUGGCAUCCGCAGUAACAAGCGUGGAAGCUGAUGUCCCUCCAAAGCCAAAGUCUACAAGAAAUAAACUAGAUAAUUUAACCAACCAAAUAUCAGAUUGGAAUCCUACAGAGUAUAUUUUAGAGUACUUCAAUCAUUUUAUUACAGAUUCCUCACAUAUUCUUGCGGUGAAGACAGCUUUGCAUUUGUCUGAAGUGCCAAAAUCACUUAUCUGCCGUGAAGAAGAGCAGAAAAAGUUAUUUGAUUUCUGCAAGACAUUUAUCGAAAAAGAAAAAGGUGGAAGUUUGUAUGUAUGUGGAUGCCCAGGAACUGGAAAGUCUUUGCUAUUGGAGAAAGUUAAAUCACUUUCUAUGGAACGGGCUAAAGAAGCUAGGAUUCCUGCCCCAGAUUCACUGGUCCUUAAUUGCACUUUCUUGACAAACACUUCAGACAUAUUCAAAAGGUUUCUAAUAUCUUAUAUGUUGGAUCUAUUUCUAAUAGAUACUAGAACAAUGCCAAGGAAGGAAAAAGAACUCUACAUAAGUUUAUUGUGCCAGAAGAAAAAAUCAGAUUCCAAAAAGUCGAUGCUGCUGAUUGUUGAUGAGAUGGAUUUUCUAAUUAGUAGAGAUCAAUCAGUUCUGUAUGAUCUCUUCAGGCUUCCUACUUUCCCAAAUUCACAAUGUAUGCUAAUAGGAAUUUCAACUGCAUUUGACUUGACUGAUCGGCUUCUUCCCAAGUUGCAAUCUCUAAACCGUGAACCUCUUGUUAUGACAUUUCGUGCCUAUUCAAAAGACCAGAUACUUAAGAUACUUCAGGAAAGAUUGAAGGGUCUUCCAUUUCAAGCUUUUCAACCUCAGGCAUUGGAGCUUUGUGCAAGGAAGGUAGCUGCUGCAUCAGGGGAUAUGAGGAAAGCUCUUAAUGUCUGCAGAGAUGCUGUUGAAAUGCUUCAAGCUGAAUUAGCUGAUGCGGUGUAUUCUCCAGACAAGAUUUCUUCUGAAAAGCUGCCUAGUGAUCCAAGUUUGUCAAUUGAGGGCAAAUUAACAAAGCAGGAAACGCCCAUGGUAAGAAUUGAUCAUAUGGCCAGGGCUCUGGCAAGAACAUUCUGGUCAGCUGUUGUUGACAGUGACACCAUACAGUCUUUACCCCAACACCAACAAAUAGUGCUAUGUAUAGCAGUCAAGUUUUUUCGGUGUGGGAAGAAGGAUGCUACACUAGGGGAGCUGAAUGCAGCAUAUUUGGACUUUUGUAAAGCCACAUCCAUGCACCCUCUUACUGGGCCUGAGUUUUCUACUAUGUGUAGGGUGCUCAGUGAUCAGGCCCUUCUCAACCUAGGUCAAUCCCGAGAAGACAGGCUGAAGAGAGUAACCUUGAAGGUCGAUGAAGGAAAUGUAAUUUUUGCGUUGCAGGGAAUACGAUUUUUCAGAAACUGUCUUCAAUAAUGCACCUUUUGGGACCUAUUGUUUGAGAGGUUUAUUUAGUUUCUUGAAAACUGGAAAGACAAGAUCAUCUACAUUUGAGUUACUAUAUCCAUCAUUUCUGCUGUAUCACUGAAGAGAAACUUUAGUGAGCAAAUGGCAAUUUAACUCUAGAGUGAAGGCAUUAUGUUACAAUUCUGCAUUGAUUUGCUGCCAAUGUUA